Molecule: messenger RNA, 2134 nt
Organism: Suncus etruscus (white-toothed pygmy shrew)
Lineage: Eukaryota; Metazoa; Chordata; Mammalia; Eulipotyphla; Soricidae
Gene: PFN2
Product: profilin 2
Exons: 3
Coding region: 122-544 (140 amino acids)
Biological process (GO): positive regulation of actin filament bundle assembly; actin cytoskeleton organization; regulation of actin filament polymerization
Cellular component (GO): cytoplasm
Molecular function (GO): actin binding
Source: RefSeq, a predicted model, not a curated record
CGCGCCCGCGCGCGUCCCGCCUUCCCCCGCGCCGCCGCCGCCGCCGCUGCCGCCGCUGCCGCUGCCUCUCCUCCGUCCCCGUCCCCGUCCCGUCCCGUCCCGCUGCAGUGCGAAGCCGAAGAUGGCCGGCUGGCAGAGCUACGUGGACAACCUGAUGUGCGAUGGCUGCUGCCAGGAGGCCGCCAUCGUGGGCUACUGCGACGCCAAAUACGUGUGGGCCGCCACGGCCGGGGGCGUCUUCCAGAGCAUCACGCCCGUAGAAAUAGAUAUGAUUGUCGGGAAAGACCGGGAAGGCUUCUUUACCAACGGUUUGACUCUUGGGGCGAAGAAGUGCUCGGUGAUCAGAGACAGUCUCUAUGUGGACGGUGACUGCACAAUGGACAUCCGGACAAAGAGUCAAGGUGGGGAACCCACAUACAACGUGGCCGUCGGCAGAGCUGGUAGAGUCUUGGUCUUUGUAAUGGGAAAAGAAGGGGUCCAUGGAGGCGGAUUGAAUAAGAAGGCAUACUCAAUGGCAAAAUACUUGAGAGACUCUGGGUUCUAGCUGCUAGGCAGACUGUUAAGUAUUAGGGGGAAAAAAAUUGCUCUUAAACUUUCCUAGCUGUAAGCUUGAGUCUUAAUUCUGGAAAUUUUAUCAGCAAUGCAGGGUGAUGGGGUCUGCCCCUGUGUCUCCUUUGUAUCCGUCUGUUGGUGGGGAAAGGUGUCUUUCUUUCUGCCCCCUCCCCCUUUAAAUAAUUCUGUUCACUUUUGUUUUGUUUCCUUGUGUACUCCAGCAUUGGUUAUAGUCAUGGGAAAGGAAGGUGUCCACGGAGGCACACUUAACAAGAAAGCAUAUGAACUCGCUUUAUACCUGAGGAGGUCUGAUGUGUAAAGCAGCCUCUCCCCAUCUACCUAGCAACUGUCUUCAUCACCGCCCCAAUUCUGGCCACAGUGCUACCAGAUAGAGAUGGUAGAUCAUCUUUCUUUACCUAUUUUCUAAUGUCACCGCUCCCGUUCUGUGUGCCCAAAUGGACCAUUUGUAUGUCAAUCACUGUAUGUAACCAACCCUUAUCUGGCAACAUAAUUGCAGCACAAUAAUGAUUUGCAUGAUUACCUUGAAAUUUGGGGGGGGAGGGGGCAUGCCAAGUUGGGCAUCACUUUGUCUUAGCAAUUAACGGGAUAUUGAUUACUAAAAUAAGUUCAUCUUAAGCAAGGUGCCGGUUGUACAAUCUCUAAUUUGAUCAGUGUCUUUGCAGCACUUAGCUCCCUGUCUUCCUUUGGUAGCACCUGGUGGGAGGAAAUCCGUGCAUGCAUCUUUCCUUCACUUCUCUCCUCCCGCCCUCCUCAGCGCAGAAGCUGUGCCCUUUGCUUCCAUCUUCCUCAUGCAGCGCCUGGUUUAUUAGCCAGUUCAUUUCCCUCCUGUUGAGCUAUUGAGAACGGCAGCAGUUUGCUUCUAGUAUUGUCGUUGCACUUGAGACAAACUUUCUCAGAGUCUGGCGGAGUGAGUGCAACCACAAAACCAGAGCAAAAGGCACCCGCCCCCUCACCCCCUACCCCUGACAGUGACGCAGACCACCGAUCUAAGUCCCGGGGACAUUCCAUCGUCGCAAUAGCUCUUUUUAUUUAUUUUUUUUUUUUGUUCCUGUCCUUUCCUUUGCAAACCAGCUCUGUUCUUUAGUCAAAUUGUAAAAGGCUGCCAUUAUGGAUAUUAGGUAUCCCAACAUAACCAUCUGGAGUGUGUCCAAUUUGUUCUUCAUAGGACCAAUUUUUAUUUGCAGCUUGAGUUUUUAUAUGAAGUUGCAUUAUUGUGGACUUGGCUGUCUUGUGAUCUUUUUCUCCAUAUGUAUUCGGUGCCAUAAUAUUGUUGAAAUGAACUGUUGCUAUUGUGAGAAGGAUUUUAACUGACCUAUUCAAGGUUUCUGUCAAAUGGCACUUCUUUAGAGACAUUCUAGUAUUUGCUUCUAUUGUUUGGGCCUUGUGGAUAAUGUACAGAUUUAAAAACAAAUCUUGUUGCUGAUUUGUCCAUUUCUUUCCCUGCACUUUGUUACAUCUGGGAUACAGUCUAACUCAUCUGAUUUAAUAUGCAUUUAAAAAAAUGCCAUAACUAUUAAACACCUUGUUUACAGACAGAUGAAAUAAAUUUAUUCCAACCAAA